UUUUUUUUUCACAAGUUCUCUUUAUCAUUUUCAGGUCUCCAUGAGACACACAGAGGUGGUGUGUCUGAAUCCACAAAAACUCUAGAGGAUCAGGCUUCUCCUGGAGAUCCACACACCAGAGCUGUGAGCUUUGAGACACGAUACACAGAGCUGAUGGUCAUCAAACAGUUCAAAAGAACCUACAGUGAGAGGCACCAUGAACUUGAGAAGAUGGGGAGAACUCAUGCAGAGCUGAUAGAGGAGCGGACAAAAGAGAAAUGUGAGCGAAUCUGGACUGAGCAGCUUUUUAGGAGGAGUCCAGGAAGUGAGACAGACCCUCACAUUGUAGUGGUCAGUGGAGUGGCUGGAAUUGGGAAGACCACCAUGGUCCAGAAGAUCAUGUUUGACUGGGCCAGAGGCACUCAGUACCAGAGGUUUGCUUUUGUGUUUCUGUUUAAAUUCAGGGAGCUCAACCUACUAGACAUGGAGACAGAACCACAGAUGCCUCUGACCAGGCUGAUUGAAAGACACUAUAAAUAUCUCAAUGAUGCGAGACUGAGGGAAAUCCUUCAGAAACCCGAAUCUCUGCUCUUUAUAUUUGAUGGACUGGAUGAGUACAAACACAAACUGGACUUCAAACCAAGAAACAUCCCAUCAGACCCAGUUGAGAGCUUCCCUGUCCACAUCUUGGUCUCCAAUCUAAUCAGAGGGACAUUACUGAAGGGCUGUACAGUCCUGAUAACAACCAGACCAACAGCCCUGGAGUCCCUGAACAUGGAGAGAGUUGAUCAAUUUGCAGAGAUCCUGGGGUUCUUCUCUGAACAAAGGCUGAUGUACUUUAAGAAGUUCUUUGGUGAUGCUGAUCAGGGCUCUGGGGCUUUUCAGUAUGUAGAGGAGAACGCCAUCCUGUACACCAUGUGCUUCAACCCAUCAUACUGCUGGAUUAUUUGCUCUGUGCUGAAGAGCCACUUCAUGACACCUGAAGAAGAGCGAGGAGCUGCCCCCAGAACUGUCACUGAGCUGUUUGUGAUGUUCCUUCACAACAUUCUCACCAAUCACAAGCGAGAAGACAAGGACCAGCGGGGGAUUCUGGUCAACCUGGGUAAGAUUGCUUAUUAUGGGGUGGCUAACAGAACUCUUGUGUUUUACGAUAAGUUUGAGAUGUCCACCUUUGGUCUCCAGCCAGUCCUGUCCUCUCCAUUCCUCUCAGGUUUCCUCAAAGAAAUCCUUCAGAGAGAAAGCACUCUGGAGCACACGACGUACACAUUCUACCACCUCACCCUGCAGGAGUUCAUGGCCGCCUGCUCCUUCUACCUCGAUCCAUCAGGGGGCAUCGAGGAGCUGCUUGAGAAGUUGGAGUCGUGUGAAGAUGGCCGGUUUGAGAUUCUCACUCGAUUCCUGGCAGGACUGGCCAGAUAUUCUGUAUUUAAAACACUGGGGGGAGUCAUGGGGGACUUUGAGAGGAAGACAGCAAAGCGAAUACUGGAGUGGGUGAAGCAGAAAGCUGAAGAGGUGCUAGAGGGACGAGAUAAACGUGAAGCUCUGCGAGUGUGUCAGUGGCUCUAUGAGACUCAGAAUAAGAAAUUAAUUAGAGAUGCCAUUGGGAAGGAUUUAAAGAUGGACUUUAUUAGGAUGACUUUAUCUCCACUGGACUGUGCUGUGCUGGGCUCUGUCAUCAGCUGCUGUGGAGAACUUGAGGAGCUCGACCUGUCAGAGACACCACUGACCUUAGAGUGCAUCAGGAGACUGGCGCCGGGGCUCAUCUGCUGCAGAUGUGUCAACCUGUUUCGUUGUCGUCUCACCUCCACAUGUUGCUCAGCUCUCUCCUCAGCUCUUUCUUCUCCACACUCACGACUGACUGAACUGAACCUGAGCAACAACAAGAACAUGGAGAACUCAGGAGUGGAUCAGCUGUAUGAGGGGCUGAGGAUUGAAAACUGCAAAUUAGAGAAACUGAACCUGACAUGGUGUCAUCUCACCUCCAGAUGUUGCUCAGCUCUCUCCUCAGCUCUUUCUUCUCCAAACUCACGAAUGACUGAACUGGACCUGAGCGGCAACAACAUGGAGGGUUCAGGAGUGGAUCAGCUGUGUGAGGGGCUGAGGAGUGAAAACUGCAAAUUAGAGAAACUGAACCUGACUUAUUGUUGUCUCACCUCCAGAUGUUUCUCAGCUCUCUCCUCAGCUCUUUCUGCUCCACACUCACGACUGACUGAACUGAACCUGAGAGACAACAACAUGGAGGAUUCAGGAGUGGAUCAGCUGUGUGAGGGGCUGAGGAGUGAAAACUGCAAAUUAGAGAAACUGAAGCUGUCUGGUAAUGAGAUCAGUAAGAGUGAGAAGAAGAACCUGAGGUCACUACAGGAGGAGCUGAACAGGACUGGACGGCAGGUGAAUAUCCACAUAUGAGAAGACUGGACAUGUUGAUCAACUGACCCCAGUGACGGUGCUCCCUGUCCACUCCCUCUAAAUUCUCCUCUUUAUUCUUUUAUAAUCUCCUCAGCUCUCCUCCACAUUUAAUAAACUCUCCAUGUCUUCUUCUCAGCUUGUGUGCUUCCUCUUUAAACUCACUUGUGUGCUUCCUCUUUAAACUCACUUUUGUUUCUCCACUCUGUCACCCUGAACUUGUCACUAAACUCCACAGGUUCAGACCAGAGACCCCUGAGUUUCACCUGCCAGAGGACCACAGUGAGAAUUGUCAUCUGAAACCAGCGGGGGUCACAAAGUCUACUGAGGGGAGCAGCAGGAGUAAACACGGGUGGACAGUCCAGUUGGUGGGUAAUGGAGAGUGAGGCCAAUCCUGGCAUUGGUGACAAUUUCUGGACAGGCACCGGGCCGUCACAGGUCAAGCUGGUGGUCCUCUGAGCAGAAACCUCAUAAACCUGCUGCUCCUCAACAUCGUGUGGUGUUGCUUGAACCCAUGUCUGCUCCACUCCUUGUUCACUGCCUCAUUUGCACACAAUUCAUGUCAUCUUCUGUUUGUGACUGAACAGACUCUACCAUGUGCGGGUUUGUACUUCUGUGACACUUCAACACACACAAGGCUCAGGUCUCUUUGUCUUCUUUAUCAUUUCCUAAUUGUCACCUCACUGUCACCUCCACUCAUGUCCUCUUUAGAGAGCAGUGGCCUGAACAAGUGAGCCAUUUAAAAAGAAAUGAGAGCAAAAAGACAAGACAAGGAGAACUCAGGCCUGC
Erpetoichthys calabaricus (reedfish) is the source of this 3171-nucleotide messenger RNA. RefSeq names its product NACHT, LRR and PYD domains-containing protein 3-like. Gene Ontology annotation, cellular component: cytoplasm. The record is from RefSeq and is a predicted model, not a curated record. The coding region runs from base 154 to 2385 and encodes 743 amino acids. Gene Ontology annotation, molecular function: protein binding. Lineage: Eukaryota; Metazoa; Chordata; Cladistia; Polypteriformes; Polypteridae. The transcript has 5 exons.